UUUUCUUAACGUGGUUUUCCUCUCAAUGUUAACAUUGUUUAUGUUGUGAAAAACGAACGAAAAAAAAUCUUUUUAAAAAUUACAAUUAGCACCUAUACAUUUAUAAGUAACACAUAACAAUGAACGAUCUAUAUAUGUACACAUAAAAAUUGGCCUAUGAGGCCUACCUUAUUUCUCUCUCUUUAUUUUGUUCACAUACUCUUGAUGAUGUUCACAAUUGUCUUUGUUCUGCUCUCAUCAUUCCCAUUUCUUCUUUCUUUGCCACUUCCAAAUGAUACUGUUGUCUCAGCAAGGUUGUUAGAUGCACAACUUCAAAAUUUGGGUUUUAACACAUUUUCAAGGCCUAUAACAUCUGGGGUACCCUAUGAUGCCAAAGUGCCCAAAACCCUAAAUGGGGUUAAGGUCUCAGCAAUGAGGCUUAGGAGUGAUAGUUUGUGGCAUAGAGGUGUUCAAUUCUACAAAGAAUUUGAGAUCCCAAAAAGGGUUAUUGAGCACCCUUUUGUUGAGAGGCUUGUAUUGGUAUACCAAAACUUAGGCAAUUUGUCUAAUAAAUAUUACCCUUUACAUGGUUACACAUAUUUGGCUCCAGUUUUGGGUCUAUUGGCCUAUAAUGGUACCAAUUUGUCUCAUUCAAUGGUACCUGAAUUAUUGCACAUUAGAGCUUAUAAAAAUCCAAUUUUGAUAAAGUUUUCUAAUGUCAAUUUACCACAAUCAGGUUCAUUGUCUAAGUGUGUGUACUUUGGUUUAAAUGGUUCAGUACAAUUUGACAGACUAUUACCCAAUAAUGUAUGUUCAAGUUUCCAACAAGGGCAUUUUUCAAUAGUGGUGGAAUCAAAAUCAGUUCCCCCAUCACCACAUGACCCUAACAAGAAGUAUGAUUUUUGUAUACUAAUUCCUUGUUUGGUUGGUGGGUUUUUGUUGUUGGUCAUAUUGGGUGUAGUUGUUGGUGCUGUGAGAAGAGCCAAAGAUGAGAUAUAA
Molecule: messenger RNA, 978 nt
Organism: Arachis ipaensis
Lineage: Eukaryota; Viridiplantae; Streptophyta; Magnoliopsida; Fabales; Fabaceae
Cellular component (GO): membrane
Source: RefSeq, a predicted model, not a curated record